AAAAAUAGAAAAUCAGUCAGUAUACUCUCUAUCAUCUACUCUAUCACUCACUAUCAUACUAACUCAUUGGUUCUUAUUUAAUAGCAUAUCAGAUAUACAAACAUAUCAUCUUCACCACCACCACCAUUACCAAACCAACUCAACUCAAACAAACCAACCGAACUUCAAAACAAAACCAACUCAUUAUUAAUCAGUAGACCAUCCUUCAUAGGUGAUCUACAAACACUUACUGCUUAUUAUCAAAAUGAAAACACACUAGACCAAGUCCAAUACGCAUCCAAACCGAUCUUAACAUCUACAAGAAAGCCUAAAUCGAUUCUAAAAGCUAAUCAUCCACCACCUAAGAAACCGAACCAAUCGAUCGAUUCAAAUCCAAGUUUCAAUCGGAUCCCUCAAAACUUAAAACCUAAAUCAGAGACAAAUCCAACGAGCAAUCAACCAUCCAAACCUAUUUCAACUCAACAAAGAUCUCAAUCUACUUAUCCUAUUCGAUUCCAACCCAAUAAAUAUCAAGAAGAACGUCAAACCUUUCAACCUAUUCGAUUUCAUCCUUUAGAGUUGCCUGAUACUGAAGAUGAUCAAGUUCCUAAACUCGAAUUACCUUUCUUUGGUGUCAAUCAACAUAUUGGAUGUAGGUUUUCGAUCAGAACUCUUACUAGGGAAGUCGAACGGAGUUUGAAAUCACAUGAACCUAUGGUAACUAAAAAGUUUCAGGAAGAUCAAGUUAAAAGGUAUUUGAGUGAACAUGAAAAACCAAGUGUGUUGAAUCGAACUCGUCAAGACUUAGGACUUAGUCCAAGACAUCAACAAACUCAUCUAGAUUCGAUUCUCGAAAGUUAUGGUGAAGAAGACACCGACCAAGAAGAAGAAGAUUCCAACUUUCAACUUGAUGAAAUCAUAGAUGAAAAUGAUGAUGAUCAAACUAAAUGGAACAAAGUCGAAAGUCUUUUAUCACGAUUACCUUGUCGAUUACCUGAUUUAGAAACCGAAUCUGAAUCUGAUCAAAAAGUAUCAUCUUCUUCAGAUAGUUUUAAAACUUUAUCAAAUUCAUCAUCACCAUUAAAGAUCAAUAAACCGAACCUACCAAACCAUAUGGUAAGGAAUGAAGAAGGUUCGGGGUUUCAAGCUAACCAAACCAACUUACGAAAAUCAGAAGCUCCAAAACGGUUUUAUCCAAUCGAACCACCCGAACCUAAACCCAGUAGAAAGACAAUCCAAGUCUCAAACCAUACAUCUGAAAACCCGACAUCCACUAUAUCAAACAAGAGUGAAAGCUCAAAGCAGAUUCCAGUCUUAGUACCCCAACCAUGGGGCAGAGCCAGAGACCAAAGAAGACAAACCCAAACGAUACACCCGACCAAAAGAUCUUCGGAAUUUCAUCAUUCUACUAAUUCUAGAAAGUUGAAGAACCUUAGUCAACUUGAGUUUAAAAAUAAACAUCUUUCGGGACUUUCUAAGUCGUUUAAGAGUGGUCUUCAGGGGAACUGGGGCAGUUUGGGUCUGAAGAAUGGGGAACUACCGCCCCCUGUGCCUGGUUUGCCUAAACGGUUUGUUUAGACUUUGGUUCUUGGGGUUGUGAGGUGUAGUGAAGUUUGUUGUGGGUCGUGGCAAAGGUUGGGUUGGGUUGAUGGGGGUUUUGGAAUGGGGGUUCGCGUGGAUUGGAAAACUCGAAUUGGGAUUUAGAAGUUGGGAUUUAGGAUUCAAUGGGUGUUUUUCUUGAGUUUUGAUUGAAGUUUGGAUGAUUUUUAGCAACUUAUUAAACACAUGCUUGUUGUUGGUUUUUGUCACUUUUCUUUUACUUUUUUUUAUACGAAUGGUUUUUGAUUCUUAAAACCUUCUUGAAGGAAUCUCUUUAAAAGAAAACAUUAUUUUUAAAUCAAAACGUUUUUUCUUUUCUUCUUUUUAACUUCUUUGAUUUUACAUAUAUUAAAUUUAUUGAACUGGGUUCGUUUUUUGAUUUAUUUUAUUUUCUUGAUAUGAUUAUGUAUUGUAUUGUAUUGUGAAUGUGAAUGAAGUAUGAAUCAAUGGACUUGGAUUAUUUACAAGAGAAAGAAAUCAAGAGUUUUUGAAAACUU
Melampsora larici-populina 98AG31 is the source of this 2075-nucleotide messenger RNA. RefSeq lists its product as uncharacterized. The record is from RefSeq and is a predicted model, not a curated record. Bases 694 to 1557 code for a protein of 287 amino acids. The transcript has 2 exons. NCBI's taxonomy places the organism in Eukaryota, Fungi, Basidiomycota, Pucciniomycetes, Pucciniales, Melampsoraceae.